Branchiostoma floridae (Florida lancelet) is the source of this 3472-nucleotide messenger RNA. RefSeq names its product fibroblast growth factor receptor homolog 1-like. The record is from RefSeq and is a predicted model, not a curated record. Bases 1 to 2733 code for a protein of 910 amino acids. The transcript has 22 exons. Gene Ontology annotation, molecular function: ATP binding; transmembrane receptor protein tyrosine kinase activity. Gene Ontology annotation, biological process: protein phosphorylation; cell surface receptor protein tyrosine kinase signaling pathway; multicellular organism development. Gene Ontology annotation, cellular component: signaling receptor complex. NCBI's taxonomy places the organism in Eukaryota, Metazoa, Chordata, Leptocardii, Amphioxiformes, Branchiostomatidae.
AUGAAGAGGGUUUUGACGCUUUCUGUGGCCGCUUUUCUCCUCUUUUGCCUUCAAAACUUCCAUCCUGCACUUGGUGUAGGGUGUUCAUACCAGCUGACCGGAAAGCUAGGGUAUAUAAUCAGUGAAACGGAUGUGACGUCAGACCUCUGCGAGUGGGACAUCACUGCUGAUCCGGACAGGAUAAUUCUGAUCAAUUUUGAUCGCGGAAAUUUUGAAAGAGGAUCUGAAGGGUGCACCAGCGACGCUUUGACUUUCUACGACGGAGACUCGUCUGACAGCAGGGUUGUUGACACGUUCUGUGGAGUUUCCUACGAGCCAACCUUUGGAGUACCGUACCAUCUGUCUGCGGUCAGCUCCGGGCAUCAGCUACACGUGGUCUUCGCACGCAGCCGUUCGGCUCGUUGGAGAAAUGAGUUUGAUCUGACUUUUACCACCAGGGAGAUUGAGCAUGAGCCAACCUUCGAUGAAAACACUUUUGUUCCACAAACAGAGGAGGAAUUUGACUCCCAAACAAUUGCGGACUUCGUGCGAAUCAAGGUCUCCGACUUGUUAACAUUUGACCACAAUCUUAUCUGGCCGUACGGUUAUAGGACUGAUGGCGAUAUUUUGCGAUUCUAUAUCGCCAUCGACAAGGACGUUCUUGACUUUGACCUGACACCAGAAACGGACCGCGAAAAAAGAUGUGCGCCAACCCACAGUGAGACGCAGGCCCUAGCUCAGCUGUCUGUAAACACUGAACACAGGAGCUUUCCCCACGAAGACUGGCCGUGGGUUCCCUUCUACUAUUACCAACCUUGGGACGAAAACGAGUACGUCGCAGUUAUGACGUAUACCUAUUUGAACGUUAAGGUCGGGGUAGAGAAUUCCAGGCUAAACAAAAUUGAUUGUGUGAUGCACGGCAAAACAUUCCACACUGAGGUAAUCGUGAAAGCCUGCCCCAUCGGGCGGUUCGGCCGGUUCUGUGCGGAGCGCUGCCAGUGUUAUAACGGAGCCUCAUGCCACAGCUUCAACGGGGCGUGCAGGUGCGCCGCUGGCUGGACGGGAAGGAACUGCACCACAGUGCACCCAGAAGUGCGCAUCAGUCCUUCUUCCAGUGAGCUGGACGACUUGCGGUACGGACAGGAACUGCAGCUCACCUGCACGGCCUACAACUUCCGUGUCUCAGACAUCACGUGGUACAUCGACGGCACGGUUAUCAACGAGAGUUUGCUGAACAUUACACUUUAUAACAACUCUUCUGUUCUGUCCAUCAACUCCCUGCUUCCGGAGUACCAGGGCCACGUGACCUGUGUGGCAAUCAGCGCAGGAGAAGAACAAUACACAGACGAGGUGGACAUAUGGAUAGCAGAAGACAGAAGGGCCAACUCUCCAUUUUCAUGGCUUCCUUGUCCCCCCAACGACCUGGAGAUCGAGGGACUAGGUAGGCAGGUUGGCAGGUGUCAUGGCCGCCUCCCGGAAGGAAAUGCCCUAUUUUUUUUAACCGAUUCAGGUUGCCAGGACAACUAUUACGGUGAGUUCUGUGACCAGGUCUGCAACUGUAACGAGUGGGAGAUUUGCAACCGAACUUUGGGAUGCGUCUGUUCUGGUGACGUAUGUUUAGACCCGGGCGAUUCUCAGACGCUCCUCCUGGCCAUCAGCCUGUCAGCAGCCGGGUUGAUUCUCCUCCUGCUCGGCGCCAUCUUCCUGCUCCACAGGCACAACAACAGGCUGCGGGUCGGCAACAUCGACGAUCCGGAAGUCUUCCAACUCGAACAGAAUCUAAUAGCGCUGGUUCCGCUUGCAGCAGGCUCCUCGUCAGGCAGUAUCGACAUGGAGCUGCUGAAGGAACGGGAGAUCCACAGGAGCAGGCUGCAGGGCGGACAGCUUCUGGGUGAGGGCGCUUUUGGACAUGUCGUCAAGGCAACGCUGACGCAACCAGAAACUGAUGACGUAGUGGUAGCCGUCAAGAAACUGAAAGACAACGAGGACCAGCAGGCCAGACAGGCCCUUCUGAGGGAGACCUGCAUCAUGCUGUUGUGUGGUAACCAUGACAACGUCCUCAAGCUGAAAGGCAUCUGUUUUAGAGACGGUCCGCUCCAACUGGUGCUGGAAUAUGCCGAACACGGGAGUCUCCUGCACCUGCUGUGGACGUUACGUGCGGAGUCCAAACUCAACAGGACCGUUCUGGUCAACAAACGGCACAUCUUCGAGAACAUGAUGGUGGAAGUGUGCUGCGGCCUGGAGCAUCUGGCAAGCAGGAGGUUGGUUCACCGAGACAUCGCGGCCCGGAACAUCCUGAUCUGUGGGAAGGGAACCGCCAAGAUCGCGGACUUCGGGCUGGCUCGGGACAUGUACGCUGUGGGGUACCAUCGGCAGGACGGAGGUAAAGACCUCCUGCCGCUGAAGUGGAUGGCGCCGGAGGGCCUGAAGAACGAGGCUAGGUUCACCCACAAGAGUGACGUUUGGUCGUUUGGGGUUCUGUUGUGGGAAGUUGCGCAGCUGGGCCGCACGCCGUACCCUGGGAUGGAGGGGGCAGACAGACUGUAUGAUGCUCUGCAAAACCACUUCAGACUCCCCAGGCCUCAGCUGUGCACAGAUGAAAGAUACCAGCUGAUGCUGCAGUGCUGGAAGUUUAACGAGAAGACCAGGCCGGACGCCACGACUGUCAGACAGCAACUGGAGGCAGACCCCAAUGGCUUCUUCUACUUCAGUACACCUGUGGCUGCAACAGAGGCACCAGUAACUCCGGUUUGAGACCGCAGUAGAUGUCAGAAGAAAGUCGACUAGUACUUGUGAGCACCGCUAGGAGGCGUGCAUGAGCCUCCAGUCAUCCCUUGCAAUAUGGCGACAUUCAACACACAAACAUGGCACCGGAAAAGGAAACGACGUAAAAUGAACUAUAUCCCACAAUAAAAAAAAUUCAAUUGCAGUGAUAUGUUGUGACGGCCAUUUUAGGUGAAAGGUCAUGGGAUGAGAAUAGCCAUAUAGAAUGUUGCAUGAUAUCAUCAUCCCAUAACGGUAGGAGAAGAAAGCUGUAGUUUUAAUUUGCUUCUUCAUUUAAAGUUUCCUCAACGGGUCGAACCAGGUGUAAGGAUUAUCUGCUUCAUGUUUUUAAUAUAGAAUCUUAGUUUGGGUAUCCUUCAGUUUCUAGACACUGAAAACGGCAGAAACACAUAGAAUUAGUUUCCCUUUAUGCCGUCAUGGUUAAGUUAAUGUUUCAGUUUUCUUCUAGAAUCUUGUCCAUUUAUAUACCACGUGUCAUUAAUCUGGCCUAAGCUUCAAUACCUGUAUGUAUAAAAAAAAACUCAAAAAAUGAGGAUUGUGUACAGGGUGCUACCGAUGGAUUUGUUCGUACAUUCGGAGUUUACAUACAGUAGAAUCGCAAACCACUCGAACCCGUGUCCGAGAUGUUCUGUUUCCGCUACUUCUUCUGGAACUUUGUUUUUCAAAUAAACUGUAUCAAUGAAAAUUACCAUGAGACAAGGAGACAUGA